Messenger RNA from Rhipicephalus microplus (southern cattle tick), 456 nucleotides. Its product is annotated as beta-galactosidase-1-like protein. NCBI's taxonomy places the organism in Eukaryota, Metazoa, Arthropoda, Arachnida, Ixodida, Ixodidae. Gene Ontology annotation, molecular function: hydrolase activity, hydrolyzing O-glycosyl compounds. The record is from RefSeq and is a predicted model, not a curated record. Gene Ontology annotation, biological process: carbohydrate metabolic process.
GGGAUUGUGUACAACGUGACGUUGGACAAGCUACUGCUGACAAACUGGACCAUGCGGCCAAUCCCACUCACCAAUGCUAGCUGGCUCACAGAUUACGACAAGAUGCAAUCAAUCCGAAAGAAGAUCCCCCUGAAAGGCGUCGUCAGUUCGUCCUUCGAGGUGCGCGUAUUUGCUGCCGAGUUCGAGGUUCCUUACGCCGAGCCGUGCGACACGUUUCUGAGACCUGACCAGAAGACGAAGGGCAUCGCGUUUCUGAACGGUUUCAACCUGGGUCGCUACUGGCCGGCGAGGGGACCCCAGAAGACUCUGUACGUGCCACGCACGCUGUUCAGGAAGAAGAACGUGCUGGUACUUAUCGAGCUCGAAGGGGGUUUCCACAGGGGUGGCAGAGCCCCCGUCGUUCACUUCGAAGACGAACCAGAGCUCCUCGGGACGGUACACAAGAUUGACGAAUAA